CUCGCUUUCGUCUACUGUUGGUAUGUUCGGAGAGAUUCUUCCCAGCGACAUGUAUAUUUCGCUACUGAUUGACAGCGUUGACGGCUGUCUGGCAUGUACACUGGAUUUGCUUCCAUGACAUCUUGCUGGUAUCGUCUGUGGGAAUGGAUAGCCGUGGGAAACCACUGCCGCGGCGGAAGCCUGUGCCCACGCAUCCAGCUAUUCGAUUUGAUGACUUUGACCUGCGGCCACUAAAUCCUGCGUAUCUAGAACAUACGGGCACGAAGAUACAUCCUGCAGAACCUAGUGCAACGCAAAAGCCUGGCCUGGAUGCGCGUGGUCGCCACGUCGAAAUCCCACCUCAUCAUGCCUCUGCAAUACAAUUUUGGACGCCGUUCUUCCGCAGGCGCGUAGUCCUUGGAGGCUUUGCUGCCCUCUUUGUCGGCUUGAUGAUUGUCUUGGCCGCGCUUUAUGGCUACUCUCAAGUGCAUCAAGGCCUGAGCUCCGCCAAUCAGAACAACUAUUACCUUUGGACAUACGGGCCAACAGCAGCAUUCACCCCUAUUGCCGCCUUCUGGGGUCAAGUUGUCUACCGAACACUGCAACUCGCGCCAUGGGAGGCAAUGGCUGCUCGACCUCAACCGGCUACAAAGAGUGUGAGCCUCGACUACAUCUCUCCAAUAAGCUUGGUAGCUCUCUACAAAGCAGCGAAAAACUUGCACUAUCCUGUGUGUCUUGUACUUCUCAGCUCUCUUCUCCUCACAGGCAUCACUGUAGUCUCUACAGGUCUGUUCUCCCUACAAUACGCCGAGAUAGUCACCCAAGGGGCUACACUGUCAACAACGAACAAAUUUGACAUCGCCAACUUCGAUUGGUCUACCACAGAUGCACGUCCAGCUGCAAUUGUGUACGCUGCAUUGGACCUCGGACUUGCAUAUCCUUCCGGGACGACGGCGCAAUACGCUGUUCAGGAUAUCUUCAAAACUGGAGGUUCUGACGUAACUUUGGAGGCUACUGUCGACAGUUUCUCGGCAUAUUUGGAAUGCGAACCUGCAAGUCUGACUGUCGUUAACGUCAGCGAGCUUGCUCUUGAAGCCCACCUGUUUCAUUCCUCGGCAUUCUUCACCUUCAACUUUACAAGUUCUUCCUGCACGGCCACCAACGAGACUCUUAUCCUCCCGGUGUCAUUCGAUCUCAACACACCAUAUAAUGUGACGAGUGACUUCAUCUGGGGGUUUGGUCAUCUGAUCGAUUGCAUACAGGAAAGUCAGAGUCGAGUCCUUGUAUCAGUAGGUACAUGCCGCGCCGAUGUGAUCUGGAAUGGAACGGAUGCCGAUGGUCAAUCAAACCUUCUAUUGCCUUGGAAUCAGAUGUUCAAAGUCAUCAACUCCACCAAUGUCUUCUGUACACCCAAGUACGAAAUACUGCCAGCAAGAGUAAGCAAAAUAUCAAACUCGACUUCACCUGAGAUCCUUGGAAGCAUUACACCCCUAGGUCGAGGCACGAGUCUCCCUGGAAAGGGUAUGGACAUAGCUCGCGCUGUGUUUCAGUCUAUCAACCAAAACACAAAUUUGAUUGAACCAAUCACGUAUGUGAAUGGCACGGAUUACACCAGCGAUUUUGGAGAGUAUGGGACCGAGGACACUCUGUUUGCGAUCCUGGAGCGAGAAAAUCCAUUCUAUGGUGACGUAAUAGCCGCCGACGAGUUUUGGCUUCAAUCCAAUAACUUGGUACGCGAGACAAACGUCGUGUAUGGAUCUAUUGCAGCUCAGGUGGCGGCUCAGAAGCUCCUCGUGGCGUCCACUGGAGAUGUCAUCGGCAAAGUGACAUCGAAUGAGCCACGUUUAUUCGUGCGGACUUUUUCCUUUGCUUUGAUGGAAGCGGGUCUGGGUCUAAUCUCCCUGCUUGCGACAUACCUCUCAUUGAGGGUCCCAAAAUCAAUUUUGCGUCAAGAUCCCGGGCCUAUUGCUGGUAUGGCUGCCAUUUUGAGUAAGAGCCCGGACCUUAUGGAGCUUGUUAGCAACACCGCGACGCAGCCCAGCACCGUGACGAAUGCUCUGCUCCUAGAUCAUACGUACUAUACUGAUAUGCAGCAUGGCACCCCAAGAACCGGUGGCAUUUGUGUCUCUAAGGGUUCUGCUCGUGGUGAUCAAGUCAAAAUGGCAGAACCGGAACCCAGAAACACGUCGAUGACGUGGUGGCAGCCAUUGAUUCUCCGCAGAUGGUCACAACCAUUGGUUGUUUUGAUACCUCUGAUUUAUGCUGCGAUCUUGGAGAUCCUCCUUAGAGUCAGUGAAUCGAACGACGGCUUGCUCGGGAUCGAUAACAAUUCAUGGGUCCACUACGGCUGGACUUAUAUACCCGCUCUGCUGAUGGUGUGCGUUCAAAUGCUAUACGCAUCUGCCAGCUUCAGCAUCAGGCUACUCAGUCCCUACUUCAUGCUGCACCGUGGCUCAGCUCCAGCACCCAUCAGUGUCACGGACCAUGCAAUCUCGAGAACACCCAUACACGAGCUAUUCGUCUCUGCUCGGCGAGGCCAAAAAGCUGUCGUUGUUAUCACUGUCGCCAUAUUGCUCGCACCCUUGCUUACGAUUGCCGUCUCUGGUCUAUACAACCCUGAGACUUACGUGCAAAAUGUAGGAGUGCGAGUGUUGACUGGCUGGAAUUUCAACGCGGCGCACUUUUACCCAAAUUCUACUCUGGUCCAGAACGUAUUCGAUCACAUGAACGAAUCCAAUCCCGCUGAUGUUACAAUGGAGUCUUUGGGCAUGCUAACGACGGAUCUAAUAGUCACAGCCAAUCUGUCUUACCCAAAGUGGUCUUACGAAGAACUUGCUCUACCUGUCAUUGAGGUCACGAGCAGGGACCAUGAUAAUCAAAUUGUUUCCUCUCAAGGUACUUCUUUCGAGGUUUCCUUACCGGCUGUUCGAGGCGCGCUUAACUGCACGAUAAUUGAGCGUCAGAACGUCGAAAUCACCUACGCAACCUGGAAUUCUUCCUUCACCACUUGCACAUACAAUUCUACCACCGACAUCCAAAUAUGCCCCGCUGCGUACAAUUUCACCUACGGGGCUGGCAUGGCCGGAAAUCGGGCUUGCCUCAACUCCCAGUCUGGCACGGACGGGUGCCGCGUUGCAAUCUUCAGCACAAACACCUCCCAAGAACUCGGCGGUUGCACAUUCCCCAAGGAAGUGGUCUUUUUGCCAAAUGGUACCACGGACGCCCAAGGGUUUGGGUACUUCGCACCCCUCUACACAACACUGUACGGACAGAGCCAGACCUACUGUCCGCUUUAUGGCGGGAUGGUCGGCUCCACCACCUCCACCGAAGUCGAAGAUUACACCUGGUUCGUGUGUGCAACAACCGUCCAACGCGUCACGGCACACGCAACGUUCACCCUACCCAACUACGACAUAACCCAAGCCUCGGCCGACGAAACCACCGCCUCCCCCAUCUCAGGCAACGCCACCAUGGAAAUAAACAACCUCCCCACCGUCUUCACCGGCGCCAACGCCGCUCUCCUCUCCGACGGCUCCGUCGGCUCCCCAACCGACGCCAACACGCUGCUGACCUUCUACGACACCCCGACCGGCCAGAAUCUCGAUAACUUCGUCUCGAGCCUCGUCCACGGCACCCACGGCGUCCCCCUCGCCCAGCUAAUCGGCACCGCGAACCACCCGCGCCUGCUGGCUGCCGUCGAACACCUCUGGCGCGUGAUCUACGCGCAGACCUUCCGCACCAGCGCCUGGUACCUCUCCGCCAACGCGCGCGAUGUGGCGGCGUGGACGCCCGCCGAGCCGCUGGGCGCGACGGUCGUGGAUCCCCGUGCACUGCGGUUGAGGCAGAGUGUGCUGGCGACGCGCAUCUUGCAGGGUAUUCUGGCGGCUGUGGCGGUCUGUGGAGCGCUGGCGUUUUGGCUUAUCGGGUCGCGGAGGCUGUUGCCGCGUAGUCCGUCGUGUAUUGCUGUUGUGGCGGGCCUGUUGGCGGGGAGCGAGAUGCUGGGUAUGGCGGGUGAGGGUGGGGAGAAGGGGGAGCGUGAUGGGAAUCGGUGGGAGGGCUAUUUCUUUAGUCUGGGGUGGUGGGAAUCGGUGGGCGGUGUGAGGAGGUUUGGUGUUGAUGUUGGGAAGGCGGAGAAGAUGGGCUAGUGCUCGCUCUCAGCUUGAGCGUCGCUUUUAAGCCCUGCGCAAGCUGGUUUGUCUUGAUAGAAAUAUCUCGCUCCUGGCACUUCAGUCUCCACUGGAGGUGACGAGGCCGAGAACGACAGCAGAUGCUUUUUUUUUGAGCGACCAGGAGGCCGAGCAUCCACCAAGACAGAAGCGC
Messenger RNA from Cladophialophora immunda, 4299 nucleotides. RefSeq lists its product as uncharacterized. The record is from RefSeq and is a predicted model, not a curated record. The transcript has 3 exons. Lineage: Eukaryota; Fungi; Ascomycota; Eurotiomycetes; Chaetothyriales; Herpotrichiellaceae. Bases 144 to 4124 code for a protein of 1326 amino acids.